AUGGCCAGUCCCCGAGCUCCGCAACCGUCGGCGCCGCCGCGGCUUCCCCUCCUCUUCCUCCUCCUCUUCCUCCUCUCGCCGGCGGCGCCGCCCGCCAGAGCGCACCCCCGUUACGACCACCAUCACCACCUCCACAACGAGGACCACCAUCACAGCCACCACGGGGACUACGACUUCGAGGAGGUCGACGACGAGGACUGCGUCCUCGCUAGGGGCGUCCGGCUCGCCGCCGACUACGUCCCCGGCGUGGUCGCCGUCGACGGGCGUGCCGACGAGUGGGCCGACGUCGCCGGAACCACACUCCCCAUGCUGCCGGCGCUCGAGCCCGACGACGUUGACGAGGUCUACCCCGAAGGGAAGUUGACUCUCAAGGUGCCGCUGACCGCGCUCCCUUUUACGUUGAAAUCCUAA
This is a messenger RNA of Spirodela intermedia, 411 nucleotides long. The record is from the annotation of a GenBank genome assembly. NCBI's taxonomy places the organism in Eukaryota, Viridiplantae, Streptophyta, Magnoliopsida, Alismatales, Araceae.